This is a messenger RNA of Megalobrama amblycephala (Wuchang bream), 912 nucleotides long. It is a transcript of the gene lin7b, whose product is annotated as lin-7 homolog B (C. elegans). The coding region runs from base 58 to 720 and encodes 220 amino acids. Lineage: Eukaryota; Metazoa; Chordata; Actinopteri; Cypriniformes; Xenocyprididae. Gene Ontology annotation, molecular function: L27 domain binding. The record is from RefSeq and is a predicted model, not a curated record. Gene Ontology annotation, cellular component: MPP7-DLG1-LIN7 complex; basolateral plasma membrane; cell-cell junction. The transcript is spliced from 6 exons. Gene Ontology annotation, biological process: protein localization to basolateral plasma membrane; neurotransmitter secretion; maintenance of epithelial cell apical/basal polarity.
CCUCUGGUAAAACGGCGUUGAAACCCGUUCAGUCCUCCACUGCAGCAGACUGUCUUCAUGAUGUCAUCGUAUUAUCAUACGGGGAAAGAGGUGGAUAUGGCGGCGAUGACGGAACCGCUCUGCUUGGAAAGAGAUGUUUGCAGAGUGAUAGAACUGUUGGACAGGCUUCAAAGAAGCGGUGAGCUUCCUCCUCCCAAACUUCAGGCUCUACAGAGAGUUCUACAGAGCAAGUUCUGUGCUGCCAUCAGAGAGGUCUACGAGCAGCUUUAUGAUACGUUGGACAUUGUAGGUGGGCCUGAGGUCCGAGCACAAGCCACUGCCAAGGCCACAGUAGCAGCGUUUGCAGCCAGUGAAGGCCAUGCACACCCAAGAGUGGUUGAACUCCCUAAAACGGACGAGGGGCUUGGGUUCAACAUCAUGGGGGGGAAAGAACAAAAUUCUCCCAUCUACAUAUCCAGGGUCAUCCCAGGAGGUGUUGCUGACCGACAGGGUGGUCUGAAGAGAGGAGAUCAACUGCUCUCUGUAAAUGGAGUGAGUGUGGAGGGAGAACACCAUGAGAAAGCUGUAGAGUUGCUAAAGGCAGCUCAGGGUUCAGUGAAACUGGUGGUGCGUUACACCCCUAAAGUCCUAGAAGAGAUGGAAGCCAGGUUUGAGAAGAUGAGAAGUGCCAGGAGACGCCAACAACAUACCAGCUACUCGUCUUUGGAGUCCAGGGGUUAACCAAUCUUAACUUCUGACUUGGCUGCUGAUCCAUUCUCCCACCCUUUCUGCUCCUGUAGGAUGACAGAAGACCCUGGGGAGAUCAGUGUAGACUACCCUUAGAUAUUUAUGUUAGUGGAACGAUCUCAAAACAUGUAGACCUCAAAUAUACUAUUUUCCCUGGCCAUGCAGAGGGAGAGACUGCAUAGUGCA